This is a messenger RNA of Lycium barbarum (goji berry), 1751 nucleotides long. RefSeq names its product squalene synthase-like. The record is from RefSeq and is a predicted model, not a curated record. The transcript is spliced from 14 exons. Gene Ontology annotation, biological process: lipid biosynthetic process; farnesyl diphosphate metabolic process. Gene Ontology annotation, cellular component: endoplasmic reticulum membrane. Gene Ontology annotation, molecular function: squalene synthase [NAD(P)H] activity. Lineage: Eukaryota; Viridiplantae; Streptophyta; Magnoliopsida; Solanales; Solanaceae. Bases 192 to 1403 code for a protein of 403 amino acids.
CUUCCUGUAUGUUAUAGAAACAUGCUUUCAACGAGUUUGAUUAAAAGUCAAAUUCCAUAAAUUAUAAGUAUUCAAAUAUUAGGUGCUUCACUUGUUCUUUCAACACCAUUAGAUUCAUUUUCCUGUCCACUGACACACCCUAUAUAUAUUGGUGAGCUUUUCUUCUUGAAGGAAUAUAAUUAAGCAGUGAUAUGAUGGGAGAAAUAGUGAGGCAUCCGAAUGAGUUAUACCCAUUGAUGAAGCUCUUAGUAAUAGCAAAACGAGCAGAAAAAGAGACUCCUUCACAGCCACACUUGAGAUUUUGCUAUUUGAUGCUCCGCAAGAUUUCUCGCAGUUUCUCUCUCGUCAUUCAACAGCUUCCCCUCCAGCUCCGUGACGCUGUAUGCGUAUUCUAUUUGGUUCUUCGAGCACUUGACACUGUUGAGGAUGAUACCAGCAUAGCGACACAGGUCAAAGUACCUAUUCUCAUAGCUUUUCAUCGUCACAUUUAUGAUCAUGAAUGGCAUUUUUCAUGUGGUAUAAAUGCCUACAAGGAUCUCAUGGACCAAUUCCAUCAUGUUUCUUCUGCUUUUCUGGGGCUUGGAAAAAAUUAUCAGGAGGUGAUUGAGGAUAUUACUAUGAGGAUGGGUGAAGGAAUGGCUAAAUUCGUAAACAAGGAGAUUGAAACAAUUGAUGAUUACGAGGAAUAUUGUCACUAUGUAGCUGGGCUUGCAGGAUUAGGCUUGUCAAAACUUUUCCAUGCCUCUGGUAAAGAAGAUUUAGCUCCAGAUUCUCUUCCCAAUGCCGUGGGCUUAUUUCUUCAGAAAACAAAUAUCAUUAGAGAUUAUUUGGAGGACAUAAAUGAAGUACCCAAGUGUCGUAUGUAUUGGCCCCGUCAAAUUUGGAGUAAAUAUGUUUACAAACUUGAGGACUUGAAGCUCGAAGAAAAUUCGGGCAAGGCAGUACAAUGUCUCAAUGACAUGGUCACUAAUACUUUAUCACAUGUGGAAGAUUGUCUUGUUUGCCUAUCCACUUUACGUGAUCCAGCUAUAUUUCGAUCCUGUGCUAUUCCACAGGUCAUGGCUAUUGGGACAUUGGCAAUGUGCUACAACAAUAUCAAAGUCUUCAGAGGUGUUGUAAAAAUGAGACGAGGACUCAGUGCUAAGGUUUUUGACCAGACCAGGACAAUGGCAGAUGUCUACGAUGCUUUUUCACAUUUUUCUUGUAUUCUGAAAUCCAAGGUUGAUAAUAACGAUCCAAAUGCAACAAAUACUUUGAAGCGGAUUGAAGCAAUUAUGAGAACUUGCAGUGACUCUGGAACCUUGUAUAAAAGGAACAAGCCUAACUACAUACCAACUUUGGCUGUUGUCUUUUUCGUCAUAGUGGCUAUUCUUCUUCCCUAUCUGUCUGCAAAAAGAACUUAGACCCUUGUUUUGGUACCAUCUUUGCUGUGACAAUCGGGCAUUAGAACUUGCAGCCUUUUCACGUUGUGCAGAUGGUUACUAGCGAAGUUUCUUUUAUUUUAACACCGAUAUUGAGUCAUUCAAAAGAACGAAAGAAAAAAAGGUCCACCCAAAGAAGAUGGCACCAAUGUAUUAAUUUAUUUGUGCAUGAAUAUACCAAUAAUCCAUCAAAGGAGUAGGGAGGCAAAAUUAUCCUAGUUUCAGAAAGGUGUUGAUUGGGCAAGUUGGAUCAAAUUUGACCGUGUCAUAACAUUUAAAGUCAAUAAAUGGGUCAUGAUCUAAUCUAUAAAAAACUUACUUGGAUCAAGA